Messenger RNA from Homarus americanus (American lobster), 647 nucleotides. Its product is annotated as exocyst complex component 3-like. Gene Ontology annotation, cellular component: exocyst. The coding region runs from base 36 to 632 and encodes 198 amino acids. Lineage: Eukaryota; Metazoa; Arthropoda; Malacostraca; Decapoda; Nephropidae. Gene Ontology annotation, molecular function: SNARE binding. The record is from RefSeq and is a predicted model, not a curated record. Gene Ontology annotation, biological process: exocytosis; exocyst localization. The transcript is spliced from 3 exons.
AUUCCCUCUAAACAAUUACCUUUAGUUUAUCAGACAUGGAGCUGAGUCUGGUAAGGGUGCCGGAGUUGAGUGAACGACUGUAUGAGUGUCGCGAAGAAUACGUCCGACACUCUCAAUAUGCUGCUGCCAUGGAGAACCUGAAACAUAUUUUUACUGUACCAGAGUCUGUUGAGAAGACACACAAAUGGAUCUCAGAAGGAAGGCUGCUCUAUGCUCACCAGUGUCUGAUGGACUUAGAGAAUAGCAGAGAUGACCUCUUGUUUGAGCUGCACAAGUUGCCUCACCAAAACCCUAAUGAUACAAGGAUGCUGAAAGAAUAUUUUGCUGAUGUACAAAAACUUUCAGAUGAUUUAGGCAAACAAGUUUGGAUCAUUCUUCAGCGCACACUCAACACAGUACGGAAAGAACCCACACAGAUUGUCACAGCACUGAGGAUUGUGGAGCGAGAGGAACGGGCUGAUCAGUUUGCUCUACAGGUACUUUACAACUUAUUAUUGUCUUGUCAAUCAAAUAGAUAUUACUUUGGUAAAAUACUUGCUAUUAUUAAGUACAGUACAGUGGUUGUUCUAGGAAUAUCAAAAGGGGUGAGGUCCAAGAAGUUGUGGGUGGGGGAACAUGGCGAGCACAGUUAACUCACCAAUUUCUUG